Molecule: messenger RNA, 669 nt
Organism: Colletotrichum lupini
Lineage: Eukaryota; Fungi; Ascomycota; Sordariomycetes; Glomerellales; Glomerellaceae
Exons: 6
Coding region: 1-669 (222 amino acids)
Source: RefSeq, a predicted model, not a curated record
AUGACAGGAAAGAGCGAUGCGUACGUGUACGGAUCUUUCGUGUGUCUACGGAGUAUGGCCAGCUCGCUGCCCAGAUGCGUGGUCAACGGUGGGCUCGAGUCAUCUCAUCUCGCUCGUCCGAACUCCUUGCAGAUUCGGAGCGAUCAGGAGGGCCGCGACCAGAGUCGAGGACUGAUUCCCACGCAAGGAGUUUUCAAAGGGUGCUUCCGAGCGACACAAGCGCUUGCUGUGGUCAUCUGGGUCCGAGUGGGUCAAAAGGUAAAUGAAUCCCACACCUCAAUUCCCGCGCUCCAAGCCACCAGCAACAAACGUAGGAAGCGCAAAAAAAAAAAACACGCACAAGCACAUACACCAUACCUGGUCUACCCCCUUUCCCGUCCGUCCACACAAGUCAUCCACAAUGGUCUUUUCUUCGUGUUUACUCCCCUCGUUACCAAGAACCCCGAAAGAGAACAGAAACCAGCCCCCCUUGUUCAGCCAUGGAUCGUGUCCCUCUUAGCAGGGGUUUGGAGGAAAGGCGGCGUGUGCUCUCUUUCGCCCUCCCAGUCCAGCUCCUCUUCUCAUCUCCAGGCCUGGGAGAUGCGUUGCUCCACCCUUCAUGACCGGGCGAAGGUACCGUCGUCCCUGACCCAUCCCAUUACCUUACCGCAAGGCAGGGCCCCAAGGUAG